AAAUGCAGAAUUCAAAAUCUAAAGGUGAAUAUCAUGUCCCCUCAGUUAUUUAAAUAUUUAGGAUUUGCGUGUUGAGGCCACGCCCCUGGCAAUCCCCGCCCACUCCACUAGGUGGCGCUGAUGCUGCAAAACUGUUUACAACCGUCACUAAAACUCCAGAAGAAGAACCAACAGCAGUAGCAGUAGCUUAGGUGUGUUUCUCUUAAACAUUCUGUUAAUUUAUAGUGUAAAACAGCAGAUAAUAAACACAAACUGACUCUGGAUCUGUUCAGAAAAACACACAUCUACUGUCCAGCAGGAAAGAGCGCGAAUCCAGUCAGAAAGCGCGCGAAUAUUCCUGCCCUGCUGAAGGCGACGGAGACUCUUUUCCUGUCAGAGCGAAAUAAGUGUGUUUUAUUAUGAAAUGAUGUCUUCAACACACACUGCUGUCAAGACUGAGUUUAUAAAAGAGGAGAGUGAAGAAGUGCGGAUUCCUGAGCCGUGUGGAGAUGAAGAAGAAGAAGCCUUAACCCUGAAGAAGGAAGACCCGGAGCAACACACAGAUCAGCUCGAGGUGAAGGAGGAAGCUCAGAUGGAGGAAAGUGAAGAGCUGAACGAUGACGAGGAUCUCGGGGAUUAUGAGCCGCCUCAGUUCUUAAGCUGCUCAAAGAUUGUGAGCAGGUUUUCACAACUACGAGUUCAGAAAGGAAAAGGCUUCUUCUUCUCCUGCCUGGAGUGCAAGAUGAGCUUCGAGACUAAGGAGCAUCUGAUGGAGCACUUCAGGAUCCACACUGGAGAAAGCUCUGCACAAACACACACCAACACAUCACAGAAACAGCCGAUGUUCUGCCAUCAGUGUUUCAGGAAGUUCUCCUGUAGGAAACAUCUGCUGGAGCACUACAGAAUACACAAGGUGGAGAAACCCUUCUCCUGUGAGCAAUGCGGGAAGAGUUUCGCUUAUAAACAAAGCCUGAACAAUCACACUAAGCAGCACAGGGACUGCAGGCGACACGUGUGCCAGGACUGCGGAGCGGGUUUCUCUAGUAAAGACAGUCUUACUGAUCACAUGAGGAUCCACGAGAUCGAAAAGCCGUUCCGCUGUGAUGAGUGCGGGAAGUGUUACACCUAUAAAUACAGCCUGAGGUACCAUCAGAAGGUCCACCGCCCCCCCAAGUCGUUUGUGUGUCAGCAGUGCGGACGCAGUUAUUCGGAUAACGACAGUCUGACAGGGCACAUGUGGAGCCACACCGGAGUCAAAGCGUUCCGCUGUCAGAGAUGCGGGAAAAGCUUCACCAUAAAAUCCAGUCUUGAUCAGCACAUGAAGAUCCACAGCGACCUCAAGCCCAUCUCCUGGUUCUCCUCAGAUUAAAGCUUCUCAAAGUCUCCAGUGUGCUAUAUACAGUGCAUCCAGAAAGUGUUGACAGCCCUUCACUUUCUCCACGUUUAUGUUCCAGCCUUAUUCCAAAAUGGAUUAAAUUGAUUGAUUUCCUCAACAUUCUACACACUAUCCCCCAUAAUGACAAUGUGAAAAAAGAGUUUUUGAAAGUAUUCACAGGCUUUGCUCAAUACUUUGUUGAUGCACCUUUGGCAGCGAUCACAGCCUCAAAUCUUCUUGAAUAUGAUGCCACAAGCUCGGCACACCUGUCUUUGGGGAUUUGUGCCCAUUCCUCUUUGCAGUACCUUUAAACCUCAUUGCCUCAUACAGCUAUUUUCUGAUCUCUUCAGAAAUGUUCAAUAGGAUUUAGAUUUGGGCUCUGGCUGGGCCACUCAAGGACAUUUGAAGCCACUCCACUGAUAUUCUGGCUGUGUGCUUUGGGUCAUUGUCCUGCUGGAAGAUGAACCGUCGCCCCAGUCUGAGGUCAAGAGCACUCUGAAGCAGGUCUUCAUUCAGGAUGUCUCUGUACAUCGCUGCAUUCAUCUUUCCCUCUAUCCUGACUAGUCUUCCAGUUCCUGCUGCUGAAGAACAUCCCCACAGCAUGAUGCUGCCACCACCAUGCUUCACUGUAGGGAUGCUGUUAGCCUGGUGAUGAGCGCUGCCUGCUUUUCUCCAAACGUAACGCCUGGCGUUCACUCCAAAGAGUUCAGUUUGAGGCUCAUCAGAGCAGAGAGUUUAGUUUCUGAUGGUCUGAGAGUGCUUAAGAUGCCUUCUGGCUAAUUCCAGGUGGGGAGAGUCUUCCGUCUGGCCACUCUACCAUACAGGCCUGAUUGGUGGAUUACUGCACAGAUGGUUGUCCUUCUGUAAGGUUCUCCUCUCUCCACAGAAGAACGCUGGAGCUCAGACAGAGUGACCAUCGGGUUAUUGAUCACCUCCCUGACUAAGGCCCUUCUCCCCCGAUCACUCAGCUUAGAUGGCCCGCCAGUUCUAGGAAGAGUCCUGGUGGUUAAACAUCUUCCACUUACGGAUGAUGGAGGCCGCUGUGGUCAUUGGAGCUUUCAGAGCAGCAGAAAUGUUUCUGUAACCUUCCUCAGCCUUGUGCCUCCAGACAAUCUUGUCUCUGAGGUCUACAGACAAUUCCUUUGUCUUCAUGCUUAGUUUGUGCUUUGACAUGCACUGUCAACCCUGGGCCCUUAUAUAGACAGGUGUACGCCUUUUCAUUGAGCACAGGUGAACUCCAGUUAAGCUGCUGAAACAUCUCCAGAAUGAUCAGUGAAAACAGAAUGCUGAGCUCAAUCUAGAGCUUCACGCCAAAGGCUGUCAAUACUGAUGAACAUGUGAAUUAUUAGCUUUUAUUUUAAAUAAAUUUGCAACAAUUUAUAAAACUUGUUUUUUCACAUCAUCAUUAUGGGGGAUAGUGUGUAGAAUGUUGAGGAAAUCAAUGAAUUCAUCCAUUUUGGAAUAAAGCUGGAACAUAAACAAAUGUUGAAAAAGUCAAGCGUUAUCAAUACUUUCCGGAUGCACUGUAUACACGGAUGAAGUCCGAGUUUUUAGCCCUCCUGUUAAAUUUGAGUUAUUUUAUAUUUUAUCCCAAAUUUCUGCUUAACAGAGAGAUUUUUAAACACAUUUCUAGACAUAAAAGUUUUAAUUAUUCAUUUCUAAUAACUGAUUUCUUGUAUCUUUGACAUUUAAAGGCUAAACUAGGGUAAUUAGGGUAAAGUUAGGGUAAUUAGGCAAGUCAUUGUAUAACAGUGGUUUAUUCUGGAGACAAUCCAACACUAAUAUUGCUGAAGGGGGCUAAUAAUAUUGACCUUAAAAUGACUUUAAAACUAUUAAAAACUGCUUUUAUUCUAGCUGAAAUAAAACAAAUAAGACUUUCUCCAGAAGAACAAAUAUUAGAGGAAAUACUGUGAGAAACUCCUCAAUCUGAGAAACAUCAUCUGGGAAAUAUUUGAAAGGAAAUGAAAACUCACAGGAGCGUAAAUAACUCUGACUUCGUCUGUAUGCACAGUGCUUUUCAGCCACCAGUAAACAUCUGAUUUUCUAUUGCAGGGUUACUCUUACAGCAUCGAUGUUGUAAUGUGACCCGCCGUUUAAUAAUCUUAUUUUGUAUUUGUAGAUGAAUCCUAAAUCUGUAGCGAACACAAGGAGAGCCUGCCUUAUUCACAUCGCAUGUGUUAAAACAUUAUGGGUUAUUAAAGGUGUCUUCUUGGGUUAUUAAAGGUGUUUGCUGUCACUGCUUGUUCAGCAUUAAAGGGAGAA
Molecule: messenger RNA, 3616 nt
Organism: Danio aesculapii
Lineage: Eukaryota; Metazoa; Chordata; Actinopteri; Cypriniformes; Danionidae
Product: gastrula zinc finger protein XlCGF8.2DB
Exons: 2
Coding region: 404-1348 (314 amino acids)
Biological process (GO): regulation of transcription by RNA polymerase II
Molecular function (GO): DNA-binding transcription factor activity; RNA polymerase II cis-regulatory region sequence-specific DNA binding
Source: RefSeq, a predicted model, not a curated record